CUAAAGUAUAUCAUACUUUAUUGAUUUAUGAAACUAAUCAAGUGUAUACUUUUGAUUGCAGGGUCAUUCUACCUGGAUCAAAUGUCUGAUGAUGAAGAUGACUCAAUAGCUAACAGACCUGGUCCCAGUUCUGGUGGAAUCACAGCCUCACAGUUAGCAGCGGCCUUAGCCUCAGCCACAGGGGUCUCACCAGGGGGAGCCACCAGUCAACCAUUGCCUAACAUCUUACCUGGUGCAAUAACAGCAGAUUUCUUCCAACAAGCCAUCAGACAAGCCCAGGAGUCAACCAAUGAGGGCCCCAUUCUACAGACACAGCUACAGCAGCUGAGAGACAUGGGAAUCACAGAUGAGGCUUUAGCUAGGCGAGCUUUACAGGCCACAGGAGGGGACCUUCAGGCAGCACUUGAUAUGUUGUUUGGGGAUGGAAGUUUUAAUGAUCAGAUAGUAUUAAUGAAAAAAAAUCUUGAUUUUUGUCUUUAAAUGUGAAGUAAAAUUUGCAAGCAAUAUAUUUAUAUGAAUGUGUAUGUUUUUACUUCACAAUAAAUUGUUGUGAACAUAUCUA
Molecule: messenger RNA, 562 nt
Organism: Saccostrea cuccullata (small rock oyster)
Lineage: Eukaryota; Metazoa; Mollusca; Bivalvia; Ostreida; Ostreidae
Product: ubiquitin-like protein 7
Exons: 4
Coding region: 28-480 (150 amino acids)
Molecular function (GO): protein binding
Source: RefSeq, a predicted model, not a curated record